This is a messenger RNA of Trichoderma harzianum CBS 226.95, 449 nucleotides long. RefSeq lists its product as hypothetical. The transcript has a single exon. The record is from RefSeq and is a predicted model, not a curated record. The coding region runs from base 115 to 336 and encodes 73 amino acids. NCBI's taxonomy places the organism in Eukaryota, Fungi, Ascomycota, Sordariomycetes, Hypocreales, Hypocreaceae.
AAAAAAGCUCACCACACGCCCCCCAACAAUUCACACAAACUCCAAAAACGGGGACACCACACACACACACGCCCCCUCCAUUCCAGCCAAUCACGUCCCACACAAUUCACCGGAAUGGCCCAUCAUCCUCCCUCCGGACUUGCGGCCUCCGUUGCUCCCGCUUCUUUUUUCCCUUCUUUUUCCAGCAUUCCCUCUUUGUCCCUCUAUCGUCGUCGCUAUUUUUUUUUCUACAGCACUCAUACAUACUCCAUUAGUGCUAUGCCUAAUAAAACCGCUAGCCCGUAUUACCAAACUUCAUUGUUUGUUUUUGCCUAUCUCAGGUCCGGAGAAAAGUAACCUUGAGGCUUUGCCUAAACAAGACUGAGGGGGGUGAACAUUUCGUGUCUACUAUACUCCGUCUUAUUCUUUUCUCCAAGGUUCUUUUCGGCUAUGAGCGGUGGAUAAGGUAG